CCCAUUGUAACUACUACACGAGAAAUAAAGUAAUGAAACUGUAUAAAUAAAUAAAUUAUAACAAAUAAAUAAAGUAAAAUGUAUCGUCCGUACUCUUUGGCUAAAUUACUCACAGUCUCAAACAUUCCAAAACCAAAAAAGCAAAUACCAAAAACACUAUUAUUUUUCUUUUACGCGCUAAACGUUCUAUUCGGUUACGAUUUCGGCUUUUUAAAGACAUUCCCUCGAAAACUUCAACCGUUAGCGAAAUUAAUUUCUUUAUCAAUCACACUCCUUUGCGUAUUCAUACUCGGAAUGCCGUUCAAGGAGUUCGUUGGUGACGUCUACGUUUACACAACGAACUUUUGUCAAUACAUCUCUUAUAUAACUGUUCUUACAUUUACAAAGUACACUUUAUACGAUUUCAUGCGCGACAUAUACGAUUUAGACGAAGACAUGCCGCGAAUUGACAAGGAACGUAUUGGAAUUGUAACCUGGUCAUAUUUCUUGGUCGUGUAUAUCUCGAAAUAUUGUUUAUAUAUUAUGUUCUGUUCAAUGUUCGACGCACACGCUUGUGACGCAGGUUUUAUCCCAUACUACAUAUUCUUUAUACCAUCUAUGGGCAUAGAUACGGUGUCAAUAAUAUUCAUUUUAAUAUAUUACUACAUUUACUGUAGCGUCAAGUACCUAAAUGAUGUUUUGAAGGAGGGCGCAAACAUACAAUUAUUGAAAAAGCGUUACAUGGCGAUUGCUGAUUGUUAUGAGAAUAUUAAGCCGCUUUACAACAAAUUGAUAGUUUUCGAACUACUGUGUGAUGUUCCCGAAAUUAUGGCUAUGAUGUGGCACGUACUAAGAAACAUCCAAGAGGAGCGCGGCUGGUUUACGUGUGUAGGGGAAUAUGUGUUCGCGUUUCAUACUAUGUCACACAUCAUAUAUUCAGCGAUUGCAGUUCAGAUGGUCGGGUCGCAGGUUGACGCCAUGGUGGUCAAACUUAACAAUAUACUUGUUAAUGAACAUGAUAUGAAGCAACAUGACGAGAUAUCUCGCCUGCUGCAGCUGAUGUCGGCGAGGCAUCUGCAGCACGACGUGCUGGGUGUAGUGCCCACUGACAUGAGACUACCUGUCGUUGUGGUAGAGCUCUGCGUCACCUACUUGAUUGUAAUCGUGCAGUUCACACAUCUAUACGACUAAUUCUAAUACUUAAAUGCUAUCGACAGAACUAUGGUCCGUACCACGAGAACCUACCUAUUAUUAAUAUGUUCAUGGAAAACAGAGAAGAAAAAGAAAUAAGAAGAGGAAAAACGAAAAGAAGAGAAGAAGAGAAGAAGAGAAGAAGAGAAGAAGAGAAGAAGAGAAGAAGAGAAGAAGAGAAGAAGAAAAGAACAACAAAGAGGAGUAGUGGGGGUGAGGAGAAGGGGGGAAGAAAAGGUUUUGUGUUUGGAGAAGUGUGUCAAGAUCAAAGCAAAACGAAAUUCCAUAGUCUCUGCUUACCCUGUGGGAAAUAGGCGUGAGUUUGUGCAUGAGUCAUAGAAAACUAAAUUAUUUAUUCCAUAUGGAAAUAUUAAUACUUUGUAGGUUAAAUGGAAAAGGUAAAUUAUUAAUGUACUUUUAUUUUUUAAUACUUGACUUUUACUCUUAACUAAGUAGUCGUUAUAUGAGGCAUGUCAGGGGCCUUUGGCGGCUCAAUAGUAACCCUGACACCAGGAUUGUUGAGGUUGGUACUCCACCUCACAACCCAUACGAUAGAAGAAGAAGCUGUUUGUGUUGUUUUUCUUUUUAAAAAAAAAAAUACAUCACAAUUAGCUGUCAUUUGUAAGUAGAGUAAUAAUUACUAUAUGUUUUUACUUAAACAAAAUAAAAUAUAAAAAACCACCUACGGAAUUCUGAAGUGAUCGUGUCAUAAAUCUACGACUUUGUGACACGGAAACAAAAAAUCGAUACUGGAACUAAUCAUAAUAAUUUAAUAGAGGUGACAAUUGUUUAUUACCGCCACUUUACUAUAAUUUCUUCAUGAUCCUUUUUUUAUUUCAGUAGUUGAGGACUUGUCGUUUAAAGCGCACGAGAAUUAAGCAAAUUAAAAUGUAUCAGCCGUACGCCUUAGCGAAAAUAUACACUCAUAUUCCGAAAUCAGAACUAAAACAGCAAAUACCAAAGACACUGUUAGCAUUCUUUUUCAUUCUAAAUGUUGUGUUUGGCUACGACUUCGGUUUCGUAAAAUUACUCCGCCAAAAACUUCAAAAAAUUGCCAAAUUCAUUUCUUUUGCUAUUACCCUACUUGUCAUUUUUAUACUCGCUUUGCCUUUGAAGGAUUUUGAUGUUGAUUUUGAUUAUUUCUGGAUUUUAUCAAACUUCGGUCAAUACGUGUGUUAUAUAAUUGCUAUUAAAAUAACAAAAUAUACUUUUUACGAUUUCGUACUUGACAUAUACGCUGUAGAUGAAAAUAUUACGCGAAUAAAUAAAGAACGUAUUGGAGUGAUAACGUGUGUUAAUUUUUUAGUUAUGUUUAUGUCAAAAUAUUUUAUGUAUUACAUUUACUGUACUCAGCACCCACAAAGUAAGUGUGAUGUAGAUUUUAUACCAUUCUAUAUAUUUUUUAUACCCUCUAUGGGCAUAGAUUCAGCAUCAACAAUACUUAUUUUAAUAUACUACUAUAUAUACUGUCGCGUCAAAUUUUUAAAUGAACUUUUGAAGCAGGGAGCAAACAUACAAAUAAUAAAAAAGCGUUACACGGCCAUUGCUGAGUGUUAUGAAAAUAUUAAACCAUUGUACAGUAGAUUGAUAGUUAUUGAAUUAUUCUUCGAGGUACCAAGAAUGAUGUGCUUGAUAUGGAGCGUGCUAAAGUUCAUCAGAGAUCAGGAUGAAGUGUUCUACGCUGUGGGCGACUACCUGUUCGCUUUCCAUAUAAUGUCCCACAUUACUUGUGCAGCGAUCGCCGUCCAGAUGGCGAGCUCAGAGGUCAAUGCCCUCAUGCUGAAUCUUCACAAAAUACUCUUUGAUG
Pectinophora gossypiella (pink bollworm) is the source of this 2977-nucleotide messenger RNA. RefSeq lists its product as uncharacterized. Gene Ontology annotation, cellular component: membrane. Bases 79 to 1170 code for a protein of 363 amino acids. The transcript has 6 exons. Gene Ontology annotation, biological process: sensory perception of taste. The record is from RefSeq and is a predicted model, not a curated record. Lineage: Eukaryota; Metazoa; Arthropoda; Insecta; Lepidoptera; Gelechiidae.